AUGGAUGAAAGUGAAGAUGUGCCAAAAGAUUUUAUCAAGCUCAAGUCUGAAAAGCUCUCUGUAGAUGAAGUGUCAGAGCUGGUCGUUUCACCAUCCUGUGGGGCAGUGUCUCUGUUUAUUGGUACCACAAGAAAUAAUUUUGAAGGGAAGAAUGUGAUUCACUUAGAAUAUGAAGCAUAUACUUCAAUGGCAGAGACCGAAAUAAAGAAAAUCUGCAGAGAUGUUAGGCAGAAGUGGCCAUCAGUCAAACAUAUUGCAGUGCACCACAGGCUUGGUGUGGUUCCAAUAACUGAAGCAAGUGUAAUUAUAGCAGUCUCCUCUCCACACAGAGCAGAAUCCCUUGAAGCUGUAACGUACUGCAUCAACACCUUAAAAGCAUCUGUCCCAAUAUGGAAAAAGGAGAUUUAUGAGGAUGAAUAUUCUUGGAAAGAAAACAAGGAAUGCUUUUGGGCAAAUUCAGAAAAAUAACUGUACUCUUUUAAAAAUAAAGUGUUACUUUUCCUAAUGAG
Messenger RNA from Apus apus (common swift), 509 nucleotides. Its product is annotated as molybdopterin synthase catalytic subunit. Gene Ontology annotation, molecular function: molybdopterin synthase activity. Bases 1 to 468 code for a protein of 155 amino acids. Gene Ontology annotation, cellular component: cytosol. Gene Ontology annotation, biological process: Mo-molybdopterin cofactor biosynthetic process. NCBI's taxonomy places the organism in Eukaryota, Metazoa, Chordata, Aves, Apodiformes, Apodidae. The record is from RefSeq and is a predicted model, not a curated record. The transcript is spliced from 4 exons.